GCUUUUGCUGACUGCGUCUUCGACGUUUGCAACAGUGGCAAUGAAGCUGAUGCCGAAGCUGCUGCUGACUGCUCUGACGCUUGUGGAGCAGACCUUUGCACCGCGGAGUCCAUAGACAAGAUGUUCAAUACUCGAGGUCCUGAGUUGAAGCGACUCGUCAAAGUUUGCUUCGGGGUCGUGAUCUGCUUCUGCAGCUCCUCGGGGCCUGUCACAGGUGAUCGUCACAUUACGACACUGCAUGGGGAUCAUUAUACCCUCCUGAAGCAACGCACAUUCUUGGCCUGGAGUUUCCGGAAGACGAGCUUCAACUCGGGUAUCCAACCAGUGGAGUGGCAACUCUUGGCCUCCUACUCUGGGGCCAGGUUCACCACUGCGGGGCUGCUGCUCAUUGACCACACAUAUAGCGUCAUGGAGCUGACGGCAAAGGAUUGCCAAUGGCGUGGAAGACAGUCAGGAGGUGAAUGGCACAAUGCUACAGUGGGUGUUGAUGGAGAGGACCGUCCCGCAUAUGUGGAGGUGAUUGCCUUGAACAGGACCAUCAAGGGCCAUCUUCACAUUGAAUCCGUGAUGAAGUUGAAGAUGAAAGAGGAAGACCAAACGAACAGUGUGGCAGAACUUGUGACUCACUGCAAGCCAGGUGAACGCCUGGACUUCAAAGUGCGCAUGUACGAUCAAGAUGAUCUUGAUCAUGUGGGAGGUGAGUUGGGAGCUCCCAAACACCGCGCAGAGAAACAAGUCAGCUUCCUCUCGUCCAAGCACAUCAACAUGAAGACAGACUCUGAGUUUGAGGUCCCAACGGCGUGGUUGACUUUGGGCGGCAGUGAAGAGGCAGACUCUUAUUUGAAGACCAGGAUGCAAGCUGGAGCCGAAGUCGGAGUCUCCUUGCUGCAAAGUUGCAGUGAAGCCGAGCGGAUUUGUGCAAAGCACCUUGUGGACCUUGAGGAAUCAGAG
Molecule: messenger RNA, 951 nt
Organism: Cladocopium goreaui
Lineage: Eukaryota; Dinophyceae; Suessiales; Symbiodiniaceae
Source: the annotation of a GenBank genome assembly